Glycine soja is the source of this 2315-nucleotide messenger RNA. RefSeq names its product indole-3-acetic acid-amido synthetase GH3.6-like. Gene Ontology annotation, cellular component: cytoplasm. Bases 208 to 2037 code for a protein of 609 amino acids. The record is from RefSeq and is a predicted model, not a curated record. Gene Ontology annotation, molecular function: indole-3-acetic acid amido synthetase activity. The transcript has 3 exons. Lineage: Eukaryota; Viridiplantae; Streptophyta; Magnoliopsida; Fabales; Fabaceae.
CUCAUCUUUUCAACUCACGCCCAACACAACACACCAUCUCCUAGCUCCUUUCUAACGAGUUUCUAUUACUAUUAGAGCAUUGUUUUCUUCUCUCUCUCUCUCUCUCUCUCUCUCUCUCUCUCUCUUACACACCAAACUCCUGUUGCUGUUUUCUCCUUCCCAAAACAGACACACACCCCAACAAGGUUGUUGUUAGCCAUCACAACCAUGCCUGAGGCACCGAGAGACUACAACCUUUUGGAGCAAAACAAGAAAACCCUCGAGUUCAUUGAGGAUGUCACUGCCAACGCAGACCAAGUUCAGAAGAGGGUCCUCUCCGAAAUCCUCUCCAACAAUGCAAACGUUGAGUACCUCAAGAGACACGGCCUCCAUGGCCAAACCGACCGCGAAACCUUCAAGAAACUCUUGCCUGUCAUAACCUACGAGGACAUCCAACCCGACAUCAACCGCAUCGCCAAUGGCGAUACUUCUCCAAUCCUUUGCUCCAAACCCAUUUCAGAAUUCCUCACUAGUUCUGGGACAUCAGGAGGUGAGAGGAAGCUGAUGCCAACAAUUGAAGAAGAGCUAGGUAGAAGGAGUUUGCUGUAUAGCCUUCUGAUGCCAGUGAUGAGCCAGUUUGUUCCUGGUUUAGAAAAGGGCAAAGGAAUGUACCUAAUGUUCAUUAAAUCCGAGGCCAAAACCCCCGGUGGAAUUGUGGCUCGUCCAGUUCUCACCAGCUACUACAAAAGCUCAUACUUCAAAGACAGACCCUACGACCCUUACACCAACUACACCAGCCCCAACGAGACCGUCCUCUGCCCGGACUCCUACCAGAGCAUGUACUCCCAACUCCUCUGCGGCCUUUGCCAGCACAAGGAGGUCCUCCGUGUCGGCGCCGUCUUCGCCUCCGGCUUCAUAAGGGCCAUCCGCUUCCUCGAGAAGCACUGGCCCUUACUUUGUCAUGAUAUCCGAACGGGUACCAUUGACAAUACGGUCACGGACCUGUCGGUCCGUGACGCUGUGAUGAAGAUCCUCAAGCCUGACGCCAGGCUUGCGGAUCUCAUCCAGAGUGAGUGUGGGAAGAGCUCCUGGCAGGGAAUCAUCACCAGGCUGUGGCCCAACACUAAGUAUGUGGAUGUGAUUGUGACUGGGACAAUGUCACAGUACAUCCCCACGUUGGACUACUACAGCAAUGGACUCCCACUUGUGUGCACCAUGUAUGCGUCUAGUGAGUGCUACUUUGGUGUCAAUCUUAACCCUCUUUGCAAACCUAGUGAGGUCUCUUACACCCUCAUUCCCACCAUGUGCUACUUCGAGUUCUUGCCUGUUAAUAGAAGCAAUGGGGUGUCCCAUGACAAUCUCCACACCCCUAGAUCCCUCAAUGAGAAGGAACAGAAGGAGCUCGUUGAGCUUGUUGAUGUCAAACUUGGCCAAGAAUAUGAACUUGUGGUCACAACUUAUGCUGGUUUGUAUCGUUACAGAGUUGGUGAUGUGCUGAGGGUGGCUGGAUUCAAGAACAAGGCACCCCAAUUCAACUUUGUGUGCAGAAAGAACGUGGUGUUGAGCAUAGACUCAGACAAGACCGAUGAGGUUGAGCUCCAGAACGCAAUGAAGAAUGCCGUGACACACUUGGUGCCCUUUGAUGCAUCAGUGUCCGAGUACACCAGCUAUGCAGACACCACAACAAUCCCUGGCCACUAUGUCUUGUACUGGGAACUCUCCCUGAAAGGCUCAACCCCAAUUCCACCAUGUGUUUUUGAGGAUUGUUGCUUAACCAUAGAGGAAUCACUGAACAGUGUGUAUCGCCAAGGUCGAGUUUCGGACAAAUCGAUCGGGCCACUUGAGAUCAAGAUUGUGGAACAGGGGACUUUUGAUAAGCUCAUGGACUAUGCCAUAAGCUUAGGUGCUUCAAUAAAUCAGUACAAGACUCCAAGGUGUGUGAAGUUUGCACCUGUGCUGGAGCUCUUGAACUCAAGGGUGGUGGAGAAGUAUUUUAGUCCAAAAUGUCCAAAAUGGGUUCCGGGACACAAGCAGUGGAUCAACCAGAAUUCAUCAUGAAUCUAAAGGUUGGCAUUAUUAUGUGGUUGGUAGCUUUUCAUGGCGGUUCACGUGAACUGUUUUUUGUGGACAUGUUAGGAGGGGGGUGAAGGGAGGAGAGGGAUUUUAAUUACUCUUUUCUUUUUCUUUUUUUUUUUAAUUUUCUUUUAGGUUAAUUCCAUGUGUUAAAAAGACUUUGAUUUUAGUCCCUUGUUUUUAACUUGCAUAGUGAUCUGAACCUAGCCACUGUAAAAAGCAAUUCCUGUUUGAAAGAAAGAAAGCUGUUGUUGUCUAAUGCC